ACGAUGUUCGUUUGGUUUUAAUUGUGAGAUUUCUCCGUUCUCGUGCAAGUUCUUCUGAAGUUUUUUUGCGAAAGAAGAAAUGAUCGUCCAUAGCUGAAAGAGUACUUUUGGUAUUUAUACGUUAAACUAGGGAGGAAUCUUAACGAGCAUAUAAAGACUUCUGGUGAAAGCUGAAGAGUUGUCGAAUCAGUUUCUUCUUCACUUCCUCGUGUAUCAAAUAUCAAGUGCUCGUUGUCUUUGUAGAGCAUGAUUGUGUUAAUGGCCUUCUUGGCUUCAUAAAAUUCAGCAAAUUUGGCUUGGCAUAAAUUAAUACUUCAAGAAUCCUCAAACUAGGAAUUAGUUAUUGUUUAAAGCAAGCAUCAAUGAAGAAAUCAUUUAUGUUGAAGAACAAUUUAACAGUUCGUUUCAACUGAACUGGAACAUUUAAUUAUGUUAACUGUAUUGAGUUAACUGGACUGAAUGAGUUAUUUGGACGUAUGGUUCAAGUGAGAUCCUGUCAUUUACAACCAACAUUUGUUCUUUGUGGAACGAUUAGUCUGUUGCUUGCUUAUUGACAUUGACGUUCAUUUGACAAAGCUGUUCCUAGAGAAGGAAAAAUUGUUAUGCUGUAUUGCUUAAUCUGUGAAUUUGUUGACAGAUUUGAGGUUUUGACAGAAUUGCAAGAAGGAUUCAUGAUGACGUCAAAGAAUGACGGCUGGUUUUACUACAACGCGUCAUGCACUAAAAUAUCUCAAUGUUUUUACGAGAACCAACCGACCGGAUGCUUGAACAUCAGUUGUCCUUUCGUUCAUACCAAACCACGGCCGUUGCUUACCAAUCCCCCGGGCAUACCUCAGAUAUUUCAACCAAGAAUUCCUGUAAUUCAUAAUUUAUUCGGAAAUAACUUGGGUAAUAAUCCUAGAGCUGGACUCCCUCGAUUACAAAAUCCUCGGUACAAUCGAUUUCCUGGUCAAGUUGAUCUACGAUCGGGACAGAUGACUAAUUCAUCCUUUCAUAUACUUCAAUCAAAUCAAUUUCGUCCCGACAAUAUGGAUCCUGCUACGCAAAGCAACUUUUCUCUUUCCCAACACAAUUUUUACAAAGUGCAAAAUGAGGCAGGAAAGACUGAAAUGAAUGCAGAUAAUGCUGAAAGAUUAAACUUAGGGGAUGGUUUGCUUCCUGCACCUUUAUAUCCAUUACCUUUGCCUGGACUGCCUCCAUUAAAGAUAGAUUCUAAUUCCCGUGAUCAGGCGUUAAAAAAGAAAAUGUUACGUGUGUCAGCAAAGAAUUCUUAUAAACGUACUGUGAAAAAGUAUGAAGGGAUAAGAAAUAUAAAAUAUAACAGACAUUCAAAACGCCGUGAGAUAAGGAAGCAAUCUUCACAUGAAGAUUCAAACGUUAAAAAGAGAAGGAAAGGGAAAAAAAGUAAAAAUGAGAAAGGGUAUUCAAAUCAAAAACAUGAAGAAAAACACGAAGGCUUAUCGAAAUCGCAUCAAGAUUCGGUUAAUAUUAAAUGGGAAAAUGAAAAAUCUGGAGAGGAAAUCAAUCAAAAUAGCGAUAGUAUUGAUGACAGUUUUGUUGAAGUAAAUCUUGCAUUUAAAGUGAAGUCGUUGGAGGAAAUUUUACGCGAGAAAGCGUUGAAAAAACUACGCGAACACCAAAAAAAUAAUUCUGAUGCAGGAAAUAAUGAAGAGCGUUCAAAUAUAUCAACGACCUGCGCGCAGAAAGAGGAUCCAAACUCGGAGGACACAAAGAAAUCUUGUGUGGAAAUUUCCAAUAACCUUAAUGAAAAUGUCACUUUCGAGAGGAACAAUGAUCUUGACAGUGGUGUGAAGCCGGUAAAUAUAUUGAAAACGCAGUCGUCGGAUUCGCGGAUUAGCCAUUUUCCACCUCUUAAACCUCUUGUCACUCGUAAAAUAAUUGUUGGAAAGAGCUCUCAAAAUAAUGAGCAAACACCUGACGCAAUGUUAGUUAGUGGAAGCGAGAACUUAAACGUUCGACCGUUACCGCCUUUACGAAGGCUUUCGAAAGUUUCUAAAGAUGUUAAUUCACGUGACAUGGCUAUGAAAAGAAGUUUGGAAUCACGUGCGGACGAUGUUGAAAUUGUUCCUAUUAUGAAAACUCAAAAAAUCGAUAAGAUAGUUUUAAAUGACGACAUUGACCAAUCUCCUGAGAAAUUUAAUCUUAAUGAAGUUGAUAUAUCUUCUACUAAUUCAACAAGCAAUGAAUUCAGAAGUUUAAACAAAGAAAUGACGUUACCACUGUUGGCUAAGAAACGGUCACGAAAAGUGGUGGUUUUAAAUCCUAGAACAAAAGACGCUAUGGAUAUGUUAACAACUGGAGUAUACACAGAAAGAGAUGAUAGUAUUUCCUUAUCAAAGAACGAUCCAUUCAGUUUAUGCAAAGAUAUUUAUGAUAGCGAUGACAAAAGUCACUCUGAACGUAGAAGUUUGCUAAAAAGCAUGACUGAUGCACAAAUGAACGACAUUCAAGGUAGGAAUCGUGUCAUAAAGAAACCGGAUGUGUCAAUAGUUAAACCGUUUGGUACAAUACCAAUGAAGUUAGGACAAGAUAACAAUGAAACAAUUAUUCCUUUGGAGAAGGAUAAGCAAAAGUCUGACAUUGACGACAGUAUUUUGAAUGAUCAAGAAAAUGGUCAGGUUUCAUUGUUUCAAUCGACAACCGGUACAAAAGCGUUAGGAAAACAUGUUAUGGAAGACGAUAAGUUAAAAUCAACAUGUCAAACCGAAGAACGAGCAAAAAUGGUUGUACACAACGUAGAGCCAAAAAUUGCAAAGAAUGAGCCUAAACGAAUGAUAAAGUUGAACCGCGGACCACUAAAAGAACACGAGAAGGGAAAGUCAUAUACUUCAUUGAACGCAAGUGGUCGAGCGAUAAAAGUUAUCAAAAUAAAAAAGCAAUCAGAGAAAGUAAACGUAAAGCGCGUGGAGAUCUUGGAAGCGCAAAAUCAUACUAUCAAUGCAAACGAAGUUGUGAAAGAUGAAACUGGCAAUACGUCCAAGGCAAAAAAUUUUAUUGGAUGUGUUACGUCAAAGGAUAGUAAACAUGAACUUAAACAGGGCAAUAAAUCAUCUGUUGAAUUUGAUACCUCGAAGUCAUUGUGUGCUAAAGCGUAUGAUGUGGGCUGGGAACUAGAGAAAAAAGUUGGAGAUGUGAAUGAACGAAGAAUUGAUAUGAACGAUACUGUUUUAUCGACGGUCUCGUGCAAUGCUUUAGAGGAUAAGGAAUCCAAUUCUCGAGUUCCAUCGAUACCAGAAAUACUCUGGAAAAGACAGGAAACCAGAAAUUCAAAGCCACAAAAUAACUCUGAUGGCGAUUUCUUGGACUUUGAUGAUAUCGAAGAUGAAGGAGAGAAUUAUCUCGAAGAAGUUUUGGCCGAACUGCCUCCUGAUGACGCAGUUGUGGAUGACGUAGAUGAUGAAUAUGAUAAUAAUCUUUUACUUGAAAUGGAAGAAAUACUCAAUUCAUAACGUGGGGUUAAAGAACGUUAUCAGUGUCUGUUGCUGUUUCGUAUCUCGUGUUAAGCAUUCCAAGAACACCGGAUUUAUGCGUUUGUUUUACACUGUUGUCGUGAAAGCGAGGUGAAUCGAGAUGUGAUGGUAUUUUACUGAAAAUAAGAACAACUUAUCUUUGCUUGAUAUAAGUAAAAUACCAUAAGGUCAACAUCAUAUACGUGAAGAGCAGUGCUAAAAAACUUCUCAGACAACUUAUCUUUGCUUGAUAUAAGUAAAAUACCAUAAGGUCAACAUCAUAUACGUGAAGAGCAGUGCUAAAAAACUUCUCAGACAACUUAUCUUUGCUUUAUAUAAGUAAAAUACCAUAAGGUCAACAUCAUAUACGUGAAGAGCAGUGCUAAAAAACUUCUCAGACAACUUAUCUUUGCUUUAUAUAAGUAAAAUACCAUAUGGUCAACAUCAUAUACGUGAAGAGCAGUGCUAAAAAACUUCUCAGACAACUUAUCUUUGCUUGAUAUAAGUAAAAUACCAUAAGGUCACCAUCAUAUACGUGAAGAGCAGUGCUAAAAAACUUCUCAGACAACUUAUCUUUGCUUUAUAUAAGUAAAAUACCAUAAGGUCACCAUCAUAUACGUGAAGAGCAGUGCUAAAAAACUUCUCAGACAACUUAUCUUUGCUUUAUAUAAGUAAAAUACCAUAAGGUCAACAUCAUAUACGUGAAGAGCAGGGCUAAAAAACGUCUAAGAGAUUAUUGUCGAACAAACCCAACUACACCUUAAAUUCAUGUUCAAAUUGUGCGGUGAGUUUUUACCAUCAAAACAUAGGUGUACUCUACGUUACAUUUAUUCGUCAUUUUUGUGCUCAAUUAUGUGGUCGCCGGCACAAAAUGCUUGAAUAUACUUGAAAUUUUCCUUUUUGUUAUUGAGACAAUUAAUAUUUUGGAAAAAAACACUUAUGUAAAAGUAUAUAGUAUGAUGAUUUCUCUGUAUAACAAUGCGUCGAAACUUCUCUCAGUUUGUUGUUAUCUGCCUAUCAAAAAUGUUGAUAAAUAUGUCAUGAAAAAAAUUUUAUUUCCUCUCACUAUACGUACAUAUGGUUGUUCUAGUAAUUUAGUUACAUGUAUGUCAAAGACUUUGUUUUAUUAACGUUUGAAUAAUAAGUUGAAAAAGUGAA
Molecule: messenger RNA, 4628 nt
Organism: Xenia sp. Carnegie-2017
Lineage: Eukaryota; Metazoa; Cnidaria; Anthozoa; Malacalcyonacea; Xeniidae
Exons: 17
Coding region: 603-3470 (955 amino acids)
Source: RefSeq, a predicted model, not a curated record